CUUUUGUUAAUUUGUGAUGAUUUUCAGUGUAAAAAUGGCGGAAACUGAUUGGAAUGACGAGAUCGAGAGCGCCCAGGAGGAUGCUCCUCAGCCUAUUAUCGCUGAGCUCCCCGAGAUCAAGCUCUUUGGCAAGUGGAGCUGCGAUGACGUUAACGUCGCCGACAUGUCCCUUCAGGACUACAUUGCGUGCAAGGAGAAGUUUGCCAGAUAUCUGCCCCACUCCGCCGCCAGGUUCGCCGCUAAGAGGUUCAGGAAGGCACAGUGCCCCAUUGUUGAGAGGCUGGUCAACUCCCUGAUGAUGCACGGGAGGAACAACGGUAAGGACGAUCCCUGCGUGAUUAUCCAUCCCCAGUGUCCUGCUUUAGUUUAUGAUGAAAUCAUGAAGUGGGCUAUAUUUAUUUGUGCUAUAUUCGCUCAAAUGGCUAUCUGGCUUCUAUGCACUGGAGCCAGGGAGGCAGCUUUCCGUAACAUCAAGUCUGUCGCAGAGUGCUUGUCCGACGAGCUGAUCAAUGCCGCCAAGGGAUCCAGCAACUCCUACGCCAUCAAGAAGAAGGAUGAACUCGAGCGUGUCGCCAAGUCUAACCGUUAAUAUCGUUCCCGCCACCCUCCGCCUCUAUUUCUGUAUCGUUUGCGGAUUUUGCAAAUAAAUACUUUUGCGGAUUU
This is a messenger RNA of Eurytemora carolleeae, 663 nucleotides long. RefSeq names its product 40S ribosomal protein S5. The record is from RefSeq and is a predicted model, not a curated record. The transcript is spliced from 5 exons. NCBI's taxonomy places the organism in Eukaryota, Metazoa, Arthropoda, Copepoda, Calanoida, Temoridae. Bases 17 to 589 code for a protein of 190 amino acids. Gene Ontology annotation, molecular function: mRNA binding; structural constituent of ribosome; rRNA binding. Gene Ontology annotation, cellular component: cytosolic small ribosomal subunit; ribosome. Gene Ontology annotation, biological process: ribosomal small subunit assembly; translation.